AUGGCCUCGCUCUGCCCACCACCCUACGCUUUGCCGCCAUCACUCCCUCCCUUCCCACAACACCACAUCCGCCUCCUGAUCCCCUCGGAGCCGCACCUCAUCCCACCAGCUCUGGGGCAUCUCCUCACCUCCUCCGAGUAUCCCACGCUCCGGCUCCACUUUGAGCAGCGCGUAGCCCUGACCUACCCGCUUCGUCCGGCGUUACUCGACGAGCUGACGCAACUCGAGUCCGACCUAUACGCAUGGAGCGGCGAUGAGGCGCUCUGGGCCUGGCUGAAGGGUGUUCAUGCAGAGCACAGGAUGUAG
Messenger RNA from Trichosporon asahii var. asahii CBS 2479, 306 nucleotides. RefSeq lists its product as uncharacterized. NCBI's taxonomy places the organism in Eukaryota, Fungi, Basidiomycota, Tremellomycetes, Trichosporonales, Trichosporonaceae. The record is from RefSeq and is a predicted model, not a curated record. The coding region runs from base 1 to 306 and encodes 101 amino acids. The transcript has 2 exons.